AUGACGCACAUGCCCCCAGUACCAACCGUGACGACGCUUCCGGCACUGUUACCUAAACAGGCCAACGAACUGAUGCCUCCGCCAAUGCCAGCAACCACCGACAGCAAUGUCCCUGACAAAAUACGAGCCGACACCACGGAUGACGAAGGCACUCAGGACUGGAAACGCGACCGCACACGCAAAGCAACAACCACGUCCAGACCUAGACCAAAAAAGAGCGAAUCAAUAGCAAAAGCCCCAAAACCAACACAGAUUGCAAAGACGAAACCGGAACAAACAGAGGACACUCAAACGGACAACACCGCACAUACACAGGACGACCAGCCCACACAAACGAAAGAUGUUGUCGACAUAGACGACAAAAACAAAGAAGAGGAGGGCAACGGCGAAUGGCAGACUAUUCCCCAGCACACCCCAUACCCACGCCAUCAUCAGCAGCAACCUCCACAGAAGCAACUCCCUUGCCACCACUGGCAACAGCCACCACAGCAACUCCACCACUGCCAGCAGCAUCACAGCAGCACAUGCAAGCCCCCAUCUCCCCCACAACCUCCCACACAGAAUCAAAUAUCAGCAACAGACCAGCUCACGCAAGAUGCCAUCGUUCAUGUUACUCAGGCGAUUGCUCAGUCACAGCAGGCCAGUGUUCAGCAGGGUUCCCACAACCCCGCUCCCACCGAGAACAGGGAAAUGUCUAGUCCAGGGCCCGUGGCGCAGCCCAGUGUCCCGCGGCCGAGUAGUGUAGGGCCAGGCGCCGGCGGGAAACCUAACGGUGCCAACGACGCCGUCCUGGCUGCCCCUCCACCCGGCUCUGCUGAUUCUGCUGGUCCUCCUGACACUCCUGAUCCACCGCCAGCUGCCAAUUCUGUCAAGAACCCCAAGGUGCCCCCUAUCAUUGUUCAUGACACGAUCAAUUACUUGGAUCGUAUCUGGGAAUUGCAGAGGAAUCUGUAG
Schistocerca cancellata (South American locust) is the source of this 954-nucleotide messenger RNA. RefSeq lists its product as uncharacterized. NCBI's taxonomy places the organism in Eukaryota, Metazoa, Arthropoda, Insecta, Orthoptera, Acrididae. The coding region runs from base 1 to 954 and encodes 317 amino acids. The transcript is spliced from 4 exons. The record is from RefSeq and is a predicted model, not a curated record.